AUGACAAAAAAAAAUGCGAAAGACACGAAAUUAGACGAUGAUGAAGACAUGAAAUUAGACGAUAAAAAUGAUAAAUUAGACGAUAAAAACACAAAAUUAGACGAUAAAAAUGAUAAAUUAGAUGAUAAAGACACGAAAUUAGAUGAUAAAAAAAAUCAUGACAACAAUAAUAUUAAAAAAAUACUUCUUGGAUAUCUUAGGGAAUUUCCCCAAGGUAAAUUUAACGGCUCGCUGGAGGAUAAUAAUCUGUUGGAUAAGAUGAUAAAAUUAUCUACAGAACUGUCAGAUGCGCAAAAAGUAGAGUAUCAAAAGAUUAGAAUUUCUAUUAAUGACAUUUACAAGGACGAAGAAUGCGAUCACUAUUUUGUUGAUCUGGAUGAUCUAGAGUAUAAAAGUGUCUUUCUCGAUACGUCAAAAGCAUCUUUUGAGGAUGUUGAGCAAUUGGUUGCGAAAUUAGCGACAGAUGAUAUCAAAGUCUUGUUAAAUUCAACACGUGAUUUUGUGAAGGAUGAUGUAGAAUUACUGAAAAGAAUUGAUGAUAAGCUUAACAAGAAACGCAAACCACUCAAGGUUAGCAAUAGCGAGUUUAAGAAAUUAAUUAAACAGUUUAGAAUAGGAGUGGUUGUCACGAUUAAUAAACCAGGACUAUUGGAGGCGAUAGACUCUGUUAUAUCAUGUUAUAAAGAGCUGGUUAAAACGAAUGAGGAUGAGUUAAACGAUAUAAAAAAAUUGGUGAUUGAACAGUUUUACAAACAACCUGAUCUUACUGGAAUGGGAGCAUUCUUUAGAUUUGCUUCUGAAGGAGAUUUUAAGUAUAAAAUAUCACUGGACCCAUUAAACAAGCAUCAGUUUGUCUACGUGAUCUAUCGAAUUUUGGUCGAACGUGAACUUGGGGAAUUAUGUGAAGAAAAUGAAUUGUUAAGAAAGAGAAAUGAGCACUUGCAAAAUUAUCAAAAUCAAGUUUCGGAGAUAUUAGCCUAG
Molecule: messenger RNA, 981 nt
Organism: Dentiscutata erythropus
Lineage: Eukaryota; Fungi; Glomeromycota; Glomeromycetes; Diversisporales; Gigasporaceae
Source: the annotation of a GenBank genome assembly